Molecule: messenger RNA, 987 nt
Organism: Neolamprologus brichardi
Lineage: Eukaryota; Metazoa; Chordata; Actinopteri; Cichliformes; Cichlidae
Product: 15-hydroxyprostaglandin dehydrogenase [NAD(+)]-like
Cellular component (GO): cytoplasm
Molecular function (GO): oxidoreductase activity, acting on the CH-OH group of donors, NAD or NADP as acceptor
Source: RefSeq, a predicted model, not a curated record
AUGAGUGAGGAAACGUGUCUACAAAUGAUACGCUACGUCCAGAUGAACAGAAUGAAUUUUCGGGGACAUUUUCACGCAUACGGACGCUGACCUUCUCGGUCCCUUCUUCUACUGAAAUGGCUCUGAGCGGUAAAACUGCAGUAGUGACUGGAGCUGCGAUGGGAAUAGGAAAAGCCAUAACGGAGAUUCUUCUAAAAAAUGGUGCCAAGGUUGCACUUCUGGAUAAGAAUAAAGCCGCAGGGGAGAGUGUGGUCGAAGCCCUGAGCAAAGAGUAUGAACCAGAUCGAAUGCUGUUCAGGGAAUGCAACAUAAAAUCAGAUGAGGAGUUCAAAGCUGCCUUUCAGAAAGCCGUAGAAACCUUUGGAGGAAUCGACAUCUUGUGCAACAAUGCCGGCAUGUUCGAUGAGUCUGAGUGGGAGAAUAUGGUCUCCACAAACCUCGUGGGCUCUAUUAGGGGAACUUAUUUGGCUCUGGAGCACAUGAACAAAUCAAAGGGAGGUCAAGGAGGGGUCAUCAUCAAUGUUUCAUCCUUGGCAGGUCUUGGACCUUUGCUUACGGGUCCUGUCUACUCAGCUACUAAACACGGGCUGGUCGGAUUCACUCGAUCCAUUGCAGCUGCCUUUGCAGCAUCAGACUAUGGUAUACGGGCCAAUGCUAUCUGCCCAGGUUUUGUUCAAACAAACCUGAUCUCUGAAAUCAAAUCUCAAACGGGCCAAUUUGCCCACCUGGUAGAUGCAAGACUUCAGAUACGAGACAAUCUUGGGGUGUUAACUGCAACCGAGGUAGCAGAGUGCAUCCUUGAGCUGGUAACAGAUGAGACCAAAAAUGGAGAGGCCCUCGUGGUCGUAAAGGACUCAAAAUUUUAUGUGACUUUCCCAACACUGGAUAAGAGCAGUGACAAACCAUAAAAUCAUCAUGUCAGUAUCUGAUAUCAUUCUUUAAGUAUACUUAAAGUUAAAACACACACACACACACACACACACACAC